Messenger RNA from Ostreococcus lucimarinus CCE9901, 3484 nucleotides. RefSeq lists its product with no specific name. The transcript has a single exon. Lineage: Eukaryota; Viridiplantae; Chlorophyta; Mamiellophyceae; Mamiellales; Bathycoccaceae. Gene Ontology annotation, biological process: mitotic DNA replication termination; site-specific DNA replication termination at RTS1 barrier. Bases 332 to 1246 code for a protein of 304 amino acids. The record is from RefSeq and is a predicted model, not a curated record. Gene Ontology annotation, cellular component: nucleus.
CGGUGAAGACGGGACGAAAAGUUCCACGGACGUCGGGACGCGCGCGAAACAAAUCUUCGUUCGCGACGCGCGCGCGUCCGCGACGGGGCGCGCUCGAGGCGUGGACGUCGUGCCGAACGCGACGACGGCGCGCGAGGUGCUGGCGCGGGCGCUGCGCGCGAGCGAGCGCGAGGACGUGCGAGGAUUGGCGCUGACGCGGCGGCGGCGGCCGGGCGAGACGGCGGCGCGCGCGGAGUACGCGGACGACGACGUGAUCGACGCCGACGCGACGUCGAGGGGCGCGAGCGAUGUGUACGAGAUCGUUCGGCGACGCGGGGGGGACGGACGGGCGAUGACGCUGGGAUUGCUGGGGGGGGGCGGCGACGGCGGCGCCACGGGCGCGGAGUCGCGUUCGGCGUAUUUGGAGAUGUACGCGUGGAACGGGGGGACGACGUUCAGUCGGAAGAAGGAAAGUCUCGGCGGGUUCGUGCGGUAUUCCGCGCAAAGUACCGUGCGCGAUAGGGACGAGGCGGAGGAGGAUUUGGCGCGAUGGUUCACGUGCGCGUUGACGGAGGAACCGCUCGAGAGCGGGGAAAACGGCGUCGUCGUCGAUCGCGUCGGGGCGCUGUAUAACAAAGAGCCCGUGCUGAAGGCGUUGCGCGAUAAAGCCAUCGACGGCGUCGCGCUGCCGAAACGCAUCGAGCACAUCACCGGGAUGAAGGCGCUCGUGACGUGCAAAUUUGAGAAGCGGCGCGCGGACAAGUCGUCCAAGGUUGAGUCGUCGUCGGUGAACGCGAGAAACUUUCGAUGCGGCAACGCCGAAGCGGUGUUCGCGUGCCCGAUCACGGGGCUAGAUUUCAACGGGAAGACGAAAUUCGUCGUCAUGCGUCCGAGCGGCGUGGUCGUCGCGGACAAAGCGCUUCGCGAGGCCAAGGCGGCGGUGGAGGAAAUGAACGACGGAUUGAAACUCGCCGACGCGCCGCCGCCCAUUCCCGUGAAUCCUCGUGGCGAAGAGCUCGAGCUUUUGAAGGCUAUUUUAGACGAAGAGAAAGCGAAGAAAGACAGCAAGAAGAAGGCGAAAAGAGGCAAGUCGGACGCGACGCGCGGCGACGCCGGCGAAAACGCCGCAAAGCGUAAAAAGUUUGUCGCUCAGGCGCCAAAAAAUGCCGACGCCGCGGUGUACGCGUCGCUCUUCACGUCCUCCGCCGAUCCCGCGGACGAUAAAGACGACGACUUUUUAGCCAGAAACGCUCGCAAGGCGUGGUAGAUUGUUUGAGACUGUAAUUGUUUGAUACCGAUUGAUAACGCGCGGUGUCCUUUUGUUUGAAAUUCUACGAAGAUGUUGAUUCAAUUCGAUUGGUUGUUACAAGCGAGACGACGCGUCUGCGUCCUCACGCGUCGUCGUCGUCGUCGUCGUCGUCGCCCGACUUUUUCGACUUGCGGAAGAACAAGAUUUUAUCCAUCAAGCCGCCCUUCUUUUUCGCGUCGGCGUCGCCGCCGAGACUCUGUGACUUUUUACGACGCAUCGAGAACAAGCCUCCCUUUUCUUUGAUCGCUCUGUCCAAAAGAAGCUUUAAAUACGAGGCUUCUGAUUUUUCGUGUUGACGACACGCGAUGCGCACGUCGUCCGUCGAUCGCAGCGUGAUGUGGUGCUUGUCUGCGUCUUCAAACUUGAUCGAGUACGACUCGAUGAACACCUUGCCCACGGCGAUGACGAGCUCUUCGAACGACACGUCUCGUUCGAGCUCGAGGAAUCGAAUGUCCUCGUCCAAGAAGAGUUUCACUUGAAUCUUUUCCGUUUCGUCCACCUCGGGCGGUUCAAACGUCUUCAGGCGAUCGAUUUCGUCCAUCAUCUCUUGAAUGUCUUCGUUGAGGCGUUGAAUCUCUUCCUCGGCGCGCACGCGCAACUCUUCCUUUGCGCUCACGGCUUGUUGUAAACUUUGACGAAGCUUUUGCUCGGCCUCGAGCUGCUUAAUCAAGUGCUCGCGUUGCUUGCGCUCGUUGUCAAAGUCGCUGAGAAUGUGCAAACGAGAUUUACGCUCGGCGUCCAAUUGCUUUUGCAACGCCGUCUUUUCGCGCGCUUCGCCGUUGAGCUGAUCCCGCGCCUGCUUCGCCUCCUUCUCCGCGACUCGAAUCUUUUCGUGCGCGGUGAAUUGCACCUUGCGUUCGUCUUCCAACAAUUGUCGCGUCUCGGCGUGCGCGCGGCGCUCCUCGGCGAGCUCCGAGCGCGUCUCUUCGAUUUGUUGCAAGCGUUGUUCGAGCUGCGUGAGCAAGUCUUGACGCGAGUGCGUGAAUUGCGUUUGUAAAUUCGUCUGCAACCCGCGCGUUUGCUCGAGUUGGCGAAGCAACGAGCGUCUUUCUUCCUCGCCCUGCACGAUUCGCGACUCUUGCUCCGCCCGGCUCGCCUCGGAUUGACGCAGCAGCUUUUGCAACUCUUCGACGUCGCCGCGUUGACGAAGAAAUUGUUCGUACACGCCCUCGCGAUUGUCCGCCUCGCCCUCGAGCAUCUCGCGAAGCGCCAUGCGCUGCGACUCGCUGUCGUCCAACUGUCGCUGCAAAUCGUCUCGCUCGCGCUCCUCGGCGUCGAGCAGCUCUUGCAAGCUCUGCGUUCGACGCUCCUCCUCGUCGAGCUCGCGUUCCGCCUCGGCGCGCGCGCGUCGCUCGCGCUCGAGCGCGAGCUCGUAAUCGAUCUCCACCCCGGGCUUGGUGUACCGAUCGCCCGCGCGCGUCGGCAACAGCGUCCACUGCCGAAUGCAAUCCUCCACCCAGACGUGAUUGACGACUCGCGCGCGUCCCGCGAGCACGGCUUGCGCGUACGCCGGCGACCCCGCGCGACGGCACACCAAGUGCGUCGUCUGCGCGCUCACGUCCUCGUCCGCCCUCCCCCCCGCGGCUUCGAUCAGUUCCACGAUAUCUAACUUCUCCUGCCCUUCGUACCCGUCCACGACGACGCACAGCGUCCCGAAUCCGUCCACGCCUUCGGCGCUUCGCAGCGGCGCGUACAGCGCCUUGGCGUCUCGGUCCACAAUCUUCUUUUGCGUCGCGCAAUCCUCGAUCCACGCGUACGACACGACGAUUUUCCCGUCCAUCAUCCCGCGCUCGUACCCCUCGCCUCGCUGAAACGGCGUCACCACGUGCGUGCACGCCUCGUCGUACCGUUCCGUCGCCGUCGCCCCCAGCGCGCGCAAUUCUCGCGCGAUUUCAAUCGCAUCCUCUCUCGCGUACUCCGUCACCGCGAUUCGCGCGUUCGCCCAGUACGACGCCCCGUCGUUCGCGUCGUCGUCGUCGCUCGCCUCUUCCCUCGUUCGUCCCGCACGUCCUCGUCGCCCUCGCGCGUCGCGCGUCCCGCGUCUCGCGACGUCGUCGUCCCGCGACGUCGCGUCGUCGCGCGUCGCCGUCUCGCGCGCGUUCGCGUCCGCUCGACGUUCAGCGCUCGACGCGUCGCUCGAGGUGACGUCGUCCGACGUCGCGUCGUCGCUGAACGUCGGUCUCGGCGGCAGCGCCA